Apaloderma vittatum (bar-tailed trogon) is the source of this 1296-nucleotide messenger RNA. RefSeq names its product GRIP and coiled-coil domain containing 1 (gene GCC1). The record is from RefSeq and is a predicted model, not a curated record. The annotation marks the transcript as partial. Gene Ontology annotation, cellular component: Golgi apparatus. The transcript has a single exon. NCBI's taxonomy places the organism in Eukaryota, Metazoa, Chordata, Aves, Trogoniformes, Trogonidae.
ACUGCGCAGGCAGAAGAGCAGCUCCGCCAGCACGCCCAGAUGGAGGAACGGCGAGUGGCCGACCUGGAGAGCCAAGUCUCCGAGGUGUCCGAACUCCUGGGCACUUACGAAAAAGCCAAGCAGAAGGACCAAGCGGUCAUUCAGAAGCUAAAGGACCGCAUCGUACAGUUGGACCUGGAGAACAAAACCCUGGCCAUCGCUGCCUCCAGCCGGUCCCCUGUCGACGUUCACUUAGAAGAAGCCAACCUGGACGUUAAUGUUCUAAAGGAUAAAAUGGAGAAGCUGAAAAAGCUCUUGCAGGCAGCAGCUAAGAAGAGCCAGCCCACUCUGGACAUCGAGAAGCUGUGUGAGCUGGAGCUGCCGAAGGGCACCGAGGCUGGGGACGGCGAGAAGGCCACCGCUUUGUACUAUCAGCAGGAGCUGAAGCAGCUGAAGGAAGAGUUCGAAAGGUACAAGAUGAGGGCGCAAGUGGUUCUCAAGAACAAGUCGGCCAAAGACGGCAACCUGGCGAAAGAACUGGAAGAAGCACAAGAGCAGCUGGCUGAUCUGAAAGAGAAAUACGUGGUGCUUCAGCUGUCCGCCGAUGAGAUGGAGAAGCAGCACCGGCAAGACAUGGAAGCCAAGAAGCAAGAGUUGUCCCAGCUGCAGCAGGUUCAUAGGCAGGAACUGGAGCGGUGCCAGCUGGACUACAGGGAACGGGCCCUGAAACUGGAGGAGGAGAUGCACAAACAGCGGGACCGAGCGCUGGCAGUGCUGGCAGAAAAGGACCAAGAGCUGGAGCAGCUGAGAUCUGUCACGUUGCCUUACGGGCUUCAAGGAUCCAAAAACUACCUGGCGCCAGGGACUGACCUUCCUAACGACUCACUGGGUAACGAUUCCUCAGACGUUCUCCCCCAGGCUCUUCAUCUCUCCAGCGAGCCCACCUUCUUCUUGUACGCAGAGCAGCUGGCUCGCAAAGAAGUGGAAAUCGUAGCGCUGAGGAAGCAGAAGCACAAGCUGGAAAUGCAAGUUCACCAGCUCCAGGAGAAAAUCUUGGCUGAGGAGGAGAAGCACCGGGAAGAGGUAUCGGCACUGCAAAGUGAGAUCGAGAAGAAUUUCAGAGACAAGAGCAGAGAGGGAGCCAACCUGGAAUACCUCAAGAACAUUGUCUAUCGGUUUUUGACGCUGCCAGACUCUCUCGGUCGCCAGCAGACCCUCACUGCCAUCCUGACUAUCCUGCACUUCAGCCCAGAAGAAAAGCAGAUGAUCACGAAACAGUCGGCGUACGGCAGCUGGUGGCUUUCCGGGAAGAGAUGA